AAUAACAGCAGGCUUGUUUGUUUGGAUGCAGAAGGCAGCAGCGGCAGCAGCAGUGGGCUUUUACGGGACCCUAAAGAUUGUAAGGUGGACAAAAACCAAAACAAAACGACAACUUUCAAACACCACAAUGGUCUGCGAGUCAAACUGAGACACUCUAAGCUCAGCUGCUGAAGACUUGCAUCACUCAAGCUUGUUCCCACUGAACAAAGAAGGGAAGGAAGGCAGGAACAACAGGGGCGAAUAGUUAUGUUCAGAACAAUCACCCGUCUUCUUUUUGGUGGCGAGGAGGAGACCCCAGAAGAUGUCAAGUCUGGAGAAGCGGUGGAGGAAGGGUGGCUUGUUGUCAACCAUCAAGAAGCAGAUUCAGCAGAAAGCAAGGAUGCGCUGUUGACUGAUGCCCAUCCGUCUAACUCUGCUCUUCAUGGAAACACAGCUGCAAGUGUUGAAAUUGUCAGUACGGUAGAUGCAGAGGACAGAGACCAAAGCAGCAGCAGCAGCACCACCUCGAGUCAAGUCAUUUCUUUUCCCCAGCCUAAAGCUGUGGCAGAGAUUGCACAGUUAGCCUGCGUCCAGAAGGCUAAGGCCUGGGCAGACCGACAACAUGUGUCCCGUAACGCUAUUCAGCGCCAGAACCGCGUUCACCAAGGAGUCCAACACCAUUCCUUCAACCUCCAACAGCCAGGACAUCGCAGCCUCAACCACUGAAGCCGUGGCUGUACAACCAAGAAAUAAUUACAGCUGAUUGCCUGACUCACUAAUACACAGAUAAACACCAAAUAAACACACAACAUAAAGUCAGACUCAAUCAUGAACGGUGGAUUCCAUCAUUUUUUGUGAUUUUGUGCAACUCAAGCUUUACAUCAAUUGUCGAUGUAACACUUCACAACAUUUAACAAAUGUUACCAAGUAAUAGGCAGCUACUUUAUCGUUUAUUUUGGAAUGAAGACAUUCACCUCAUAAAAAUGAAAUACACUAUGUUUUUUUUUUUUCAUGUGUGUCCAUUUUAACUUGUGUGCACUUGGUUGAAAACCUUUUUAGACCUCAAUAAAAAAACAAAAUAUGA
Molecule: messenger RNA, 1063 nt
Organism: Mugil cephalus (flathead mullet)
Lineage: Eukaryota; Metazoa; Chordata; Actinopteri; Mugiliformes; Mugilidae
Gene: tp53inp2a
Product: tumor protein p53 inducible nuclear protein 2
Exons: 4
Coding region: 247-705 (152 amino acids)
Source: RefSeq, a predicted model, not a curated record